Molecule: messenger RNA, 723 nt
Organism: Macroventuria anomochaeta
Lineage: Eukaryota; Fungi; Ascomycota; Dothideomycetes; Pleosporales; Didymellaceae
Exons: 1
Coding region: 1-723 (240 amino acids)
Source: RefSeq, a predicted model, not a curated record
AUGAAGGAAGAAGCACCCGCUACCACCACCACCAUCUCGACGGUGAUCCAGACUAGUGAUCCCGUUGGGCCGCAGUCGACGUCAAGGGAAACCCUCAUCACAGCUCUCAUCAAAAAUGACACGCCUAACACUUCUCCCACCUUCCAAAAUUCAGCGAAGACUCCGUCGCGCAGAGUGUUGCGAUUGAAGUGUCCGAUCUGCUCUGACUAUCCCGACGGCUUCCGGAGUGAGCAUGAGUUGCGCCGUCAUACCAAUCGCGUCCACAAGAAGACGCGUAAGGUCUGGGUGACCAUUGACACGUCGCCGGAUAAGUCUUUCCUCGCAAAUUGCAAGGCCUGCCAGACCGGUAAGAGGUAUAACGAAUGCUACAAUGCUGCUUCACACCUCCGCAGGAUGCACUUCCACCCGCACAAGCGAGGCGAGAGGAAGAUGACGGCUGCAGAGGCGCGUAAAGGCGGGAAAGCCACAGAUCUGGACCCUCCCAUGGAUGUCUUGAAGACAAACUGGUUGCGAGAGGUGGACGAGUUCGUGGAUGGGGAUGAUUCGCCUAUGGAUGAUGUGAGGAACGACUCCUUGACUCAACCACCAUCGCUGCUGCAACCACAGCCUCAGCAGCAGACCACCGGUACGAAAGCCGACUCAAAAGCGCCACCAACCCCAACAACUCCCUCUACCCGUUCGAUGGCAAUCGACAGUAUCGUAGAUAAGGUCGAUGCUGCUUGA